AAGACGUUCGAUUGUUUGCUGUUUUGCUUUUAAACGUCCGGGACCUCCAAUUACGAACCCUUAUGGGUUCUUGUUCGUGUGUUAUCACGAAUUUUGGCAAAAAGAAAGCUCAUAGAGCACAGAUAAAUGAAAAAAUCGUUUAAUUAUUAUUAAUAUUCGUAGGUAACUGCUCUAGUUUUAGAAACCAUAGCAAUUAUAAAUAAUUAAACGACAGAUCGAACGACAAUCAGUUCUGUCACAUUUUAAAAUAACACCAAACUAAAUUAAUCAAUUAAGAUAUUUCUUAUCGGAUGAGCGGUCUUAAAUCGAAAACAGUGGGUAAUAAUAAUAAUCAAACGAGUACAUUGAUUAGCCAGCCCUUGUCCUGUCCCUGGUCUUCUCGAGCGCCGACAUCGUCGUCAUCCUGGCUGAAAGGAAACGGUGGUCCCUCGAUGACCUUUAAACUCGAUUCGACGAGACUCAAUAGAGGAAUCGAGAUUUCUCGUCCUCUGAUAAAAAUGGCUUGCAACAACAGUCACCAAUUGAAUGUGCACAGUUAUUACCCCAUUCCGCCCUCUACCUGUUUGCCCUCCCAGAAUUCAACGACUCAGUUUUUCCAUUUUUUCCGCCUCAUGCAACUCUUUCCGGAAGUUCAUCCGGCUACUUUGCACACCGUGUUGUUUAUGUGUAAAAAUGACUUUUUCUGUGCCGUGGACAAACUUCUGUACAUUAAACGACUUCGACAAGUCGGUAAUAACAAAGGUAAGAGUUUAAAAACGUGCCAGAAUAAUCUCAGGACCGUGCAGCAUCCCUAUUGGAAUCUUACCCAACCGGGGGACAGAAUCAUCCAGCGAGAUCCGCCUGAUGUACCUAAAAAACCAGUCCAAAAGGUUAUUUUUCUUCCCCAGCCGAAAAGCGAUCAGAAAAACGCCAGAAAUAAUAACCCCAGUACCAUACAAGACGUCAAACCGUUCAUACAAAGUUUAGAUAUUGGUACUAAAAGUGUCGAAAAUGCUGAACCCGAUCAUAAUAUGUCACGAUAAGCCUUAAAAACGUAUUGUUUCUUUUUCGUUUCUUCAUUUGUUGUUAUAUCUCGUAGAUAAAUACACUUUUAUUUGUAG
Molecule: messenger RNA, 1100 nt
Organism: Agrilus planipennis (emerald ash borer)
Lineage: Eukaryota; Metazoa; Arthropoda; Insecta; Coleoptera; Buprestidae
Exons: 4
Coding region: 291-1022 (243 amino acids)
Source: RefSeq, a predicted model, not a curated record